CCUAGAUGGUCACCAUGGGCCAGUGCUACUACAAUGAGACCAUCGGCUUUUUCUACAACAACAGCGGCAAGGAGCUCAGCUCCCACUGGCGGCCCAAAGAUGUGGUUGUGGUGGCACUGGGGCUGACUGUCAGCGUGCUGGUGCUGCUGACCAACCUGCUGGUCAUCGCGGCCAUCGCCUCCAACCGUCGCUUCCACCAGCCCAUUUACUACCUGCUUGGCAACCUGGCCGCAGCUGACCUCUUUGCCGGUGUAGCCUACCUCUUCCUCAUGUUCCACACAGGCCCGCGCACAGCCCGGCUCUCACUUCAGGGCUGGUUCUUGCGGCAGGGCCUGUUGGACACGAGCCUGACGGCGUCCGUGGCCACACUCCUGGCCAUCGCCGUGGAGCGGCACCGCAGUGUGAUGGCCGUGCAGCUGCACAGCCGCCUGCCCCGAGGCCGGGUCAUCAUGCUCAUCGUGGGCGUGUGGGUGGCCGCGCUGGGCCUGGGGCUACUGCCCGCCCACUCCUGGCACUGCCUCUGCGCCCUGGACCGCUGCUCGCGCAUGGCCCCCCUGCUCAGCCGCUCCUACCUGGCCGUCUGGGCCCUGUCCAGCCUGCUCGUCUUCCUGCUCAUGGUGGCUGUCUACACUCGCAUUUUCUUCUAUGUGAGGCGGCGGGUGCAGCGCAUGGCGGAGCAUGUCAGCUGCCACCCCCACUACCGUGAAACCACGCUCAGCCUGGUCAAGACUGUUGUCAUCAUCCUGGGGGCGUUUGUGGUCUGCUGGACACCGGGCCAGGUGGUGCUGCUUCUGGAUGGUCUGGGCUGCAAGUCCUGCAACGUCCUGGCUGUGGAGAAAUAUUUCCUACUCUUAGCCGAGGCCAACUCGCUGGUCAACGCUGUGGUGUACUCAUGCCGAGAUGCUGAGAUGCGCCGCACCUUCCGCCACCUCCUCUGCUGUCUGUGCCUUCGCCGGUCCACCCACAAGUCUGUUCGCUACACACCCUCCACCCAGACAGGCCCUAGCACUCGCAUCAUGCUUCCUGAGAAUGGCCAUUCCCUGAUGGACUCCACCCUUUAGCUAACCUUGGACUUCAGCAAGGUACAGCAAAUGCCAGAGCUCUGCCCCUGGCCACUUGUGGGUGCGCCCAGCUCUACCCAAUCUGCAGGCCAGACUUAAAGGCAGACCCUCAGUCUGGCUUGGCAUGAAACCACUGCCAGCCCUACCCAGGCAGACAACUGUGCCUAUCUCAGGGCCUGUAGGUUGGGGUCAUCUAAGCACCUGGGAGAGAGUUGAAUGGGGUGCAGGAAUCUGGCUCUUCAGUCAUCUCAGGUUGCAGGGCUUUUUAACGGACACUUUUCUGUUUUUACUGCACAUGCCUGGCAAGCCCUGUGGACUGCUUCCUUGUCCACGGUGGCAUGGGUAAUAAAGGUGGGAGAGAUGAGGGCCCCCUCAGGCCACGCUGCCCAGUGCAACAGGGUAACAAGGAUGGACCAUGGGAGCCCCAUCUGCCUGAGGCUGAUUGUUUAGGGGCACAGACUGAGGAGUGCUGAGCGUGAGCUGGGAAAAGGUUUAUGGCCUCUUGCAGCCUUCAGUGGUCUUGCCUAUCCCCACAAGAAUU
This is a messenger RNA of Lipotes vexillifer (Yangtze River dolphin), 1602 nucleotides long. It is a transcript of the gene LPAR2, whose product is annotated as lysophosphatidic acid receptor 2. Gene Ontology annotation, cellular component: membrane. Bases 6 to 1061 code for a protein of 351 amino acids. Gene Ontology annotation, biological process: G protein-coupled receptor signaling pathway. The record is from RefSeq and is a predicted model, not a curated record. NCBI's taxonomy places the organism in Eukaryota, Metazoa, Chordata, Mammalia, Artiodactyla, Lipotidae. Gene Ontology annotation, molecular function: lysophosphatidic acid receptor activity. The transcript is spliced from 2 exons.